AUGAAGGCUUCACUUCAAGUUCAAGUUCAAGGACAAGUUAUUGGAAUUCCAAUCAACUCAGCAGCAUACACCUUUGAGAGCUCGCCAAAGAGACUUCUACCUGAUCCUGCUAUUCAAUAUCCUGAAACUGGGCCUUCAAAACUGAGACCAACUGGUAGCAGAGUUAACUCAGUGCUUAAGAGAAUGAACAAGCUUGGGAAGAAGGCAGACAGUUUCGCGCAUGGAGUCAAAGAGCAUGUGAAACUGGGGCCCAAGAUCACAGAGACAGUGAAGGGGAAGUUGAGCCUGGGGGCUAAAAUUAUUCAAGUAGGUGGGUUGGAGAAGGUGUUCAAACAUGCAUUUAGUGUUAGAUCUGGGGAGAAGCUGUUGAAGGCUUCUCAGUGUUAUUUAUCAACCACAGCAGGUCCUAUAGCAGGCCUCCUCUUCAUCUCCACAGACAAGAUUGCCUUUUGCAGUGAGAGAUCAAUCAAACUCUCAUCACCAAAUGGAGAACUGAUUAGAGUCCACUACAAGGUGGUGAUCCCAGUGAAUAAGAUAAAGAGAGUAAACCAAAGUGAGAAUGUGAAGAAGCCGUCGCAAAAGUACAUAGAAAUAGUUACUGUGGAUAAUUUUGACUUCUGGUUUAUGGGUAUCUUGAACUACCAGAAAACUUUGAAAUAUCUCGAGGAGGCAAUUUCUCAAGCUUAG
Molecule: messenger RNA, 687 nt
Organism: Prunus armeniaca (apricot)
Lineage: Eukaryota; Viridiplantae; Streptophyta; Magnoliopsida; Rosales; Rosaceae
Source: the annotation of a GenBank genome assembly